AGAAAUGCGUACAAACCCAACCUACCAAAAGUUUUCAUCUAGCUUCCAAAACUAGCUUUUGUGGAUAUACAAUAUAUAGUUAUUCCACAAACUGGUAAUUAAGGUGCUACCAUAAGAACUUCCAAAAUCAAGAACCAAUAUAUAGUUCUAAAACAAUGAGAUCUUAGAGGGCUUCCUUUUUCAUCUAUUUCAAAAAAGAAAGAUUAUUAUUAUUAUAUUAUUAUGGAUAAUAAUAAAGCCAAGGUUGAUGAUCAUGGAGAGCCUCACUAUGCAGAAAUCAUGAAUAAGAAUAACAAUGGAGGGUUCAUCAAAUGCUUGAUAGUUGAAUGGAACAAAACUGAGAAUCUAAAGGGUUCUUCCUUAAUAAGUUCCCAGUCCCCUCUACUUCGGCUCAAAAUAUUGGCGAUUGCGGCCAUUUCCAUGUUGAUGUUGCUGACAAGUGCCAUCUUGUUGGAGUUCACUGCACUUAGUGAAACAAUGAAGCCAAAGAUUCUAUCACUGCGCUCUUCUCAUAUCGGCAUUUUUGGCGCUCCAGAAAGGAUUUAUGAGAACAAUGGUUAUUUGAUGGUCUCAUCCAAUGGAGGAUUGAACCAAAUGCGAGCCGGGAUAAGUGACAUGGUAGCCAUUGCUAGUUACUUAAAUGUCACUCUUGUAGUUCCAGAGUUGUUUAUUUUUUUUUUUUUUUUUUUUUUUUUUUUUUUUUUGGUUGUUUAUAAAGCGCGUGUGGACGCCAGUAAGUUCCAAGACAUAUUCGAUGUAGAUUAUUUCAUUGAGUAUUUGAGAGAUGAGGUCAAAAUAGUGAAGGAAUUACCUCAAGGGAUGAAGAAAAGGAUUGCAUCAAGAUACCUCUAUUCCAUGCCCCCUGUUAGUUGGUCUAACAUGUCAUAUUAUUAUAAAACAAUUCUUCCUCGCAUAAAAAAACAUCAAGUAGUACAUUUUACGAAAACUGAUGCCAGGCUUGCGAACAACGGCAUUCCACUGGAGGUUCAAAAGCUGCGGUGUCGCGUGAAUUACAAAGCGUUGCGAUUCACUUCUGAUAUAGAGAUGGUUGGCAAGAAGAUUGUUAAGAUUAUGAGGCAAAAUGGUCCAUUUUUGGUGCUUCACCUGAGAUAUGAGAUGGACAUGUUGGCAUUCUCUGGCUGCUAUCAAAGUUUAAACGAGAAAGAAAUGGAAGAAUUGACAGCAAUGAGGUAUGCAUACCCUUGGUGGAAAGUGAAGGAAAUAGACUCCAAUUUGGUGAGAAGUAUAGGCAUAUGCCCUUUGACCCCAGAGGAAACUGCUCUGACAUUGAAAGCAUUGGGCAUUAACCCAAGAAUGCAAAUCUUUAUAGCUGCUGGGGAUAUAUAUGGAGGGGAGAAAAGAAUGGCACCUUUGAGAGAAGCUUUUCCAAAUCUGAUUAAAAAGGAAACGUUGUUAGAUCCUUCUGACCUUGAGCCCUUCCAUAACCAUUCAAAUAAGAUGGCAGCACUGGAUUACAUUGUCUCCAUUGAGAGUGAUAUCUUUGUGCCUACUUAUAGUGGAAACAUGGAUAAAGUUGUUGAAGGUCACAGAAGGUACCUGGGGUACAAAACCACAAUAAUUCCAAAUAGAUAUGUACUUGUUCGUCUAAUAGAUCAAUAUAGGAAUGGGACAAUAAGUUGGGAAGAGUUUUCAAGAGUUGUUAAGUUAGCUCAUGCUAGAAGAGGAGGCCCAAUAACAAGAUCAGUUGUUCCUUUGAAACCAAAGUUGGAAGAUUACUUCUAUUCCAAUCCACAAGAAUGUCUACCACAAGGUUCCUCCUAGUGUGCUCUAUUAUACAAGGUUCAGACCACUCGUGUCACUUUUUAUAACCGUUGAUCUAUUUCAACUUGGAACCUUUGACCUAUUCCAUUGUAAACUGAUGCUAACGAAGUUCUAGAUCGCCUAUGCUCUAAAGGGAAAAUGAAGCAUUGCAGAUUAAACGCGUCCACAAAUGAGGGUUAUAACUUUAUUUUUUAUACAAAUACUACAUAAUAUAAAAUAACAUUAACUGUGAGUUUAAAUAAUUUCACAAAGUAAAUAAUUUAUAGGAGAGUUAUUACUAUAUUAGGAAAUAGUUAGUUGAUUUGGUCAACAGUUAGUUAGAUUGGAAAAAGAGUUGUUAAGUCAAUUUUGUAGAGAGUCUUGUGUAAGUUCUUGAACAUGAGAGGUGCACUGAUGCCUAUAUAAGACAGUGUAAUAUUAAGAUCAAUUCAUCAAUACAGAAUUACUUUUUUCCAA
Molecule: messenger RNA, 2238 nt
Organism: Arachis ipaensis
Lineage: Eukaryota; Viridiplantae; Streptophyta; Magnoliopsida; Fabales; Fabaceae
Source: RefSeq, a predicted model, not a curated record